CCUGACUGCUUCACAAACUAUUAGAAGUCAGUGUUACCAGCAGAUCAACAGGAGCCUUGAACUUCACUAUGUCUGACGACCUCAAGGAGAAGCGCAGAAAGCAGGCACAGCCCAAACGGAGUCAUGGUGGAAUGGAGUUGGACUUUUCAGCCACACCAGAUGCAGAUGGAGAUGUUAGAACACGGACAAUCCAGACAACAAAGCCAACUGCUCUGCGCAGGACCAAUGACUAUGAAAAUGCUUUAGAAAAAACAGACAUAAAGCCAUGUGAACUCUGUGGUAGGGUUUACAGAAGACAUGUGUUCCAAAGAGAUUCCUGUGACUUGGGAAGUGAGGUGCCUCUCCAGCUGUGUGCUUGCUCUGUUCCAGAUCUUGGUGACUUGCAGCCAACACUCAAGAAUACGUCAGAAAAAGACAACAGGAAAUAUAAGUGUGCAGAAUGCGGAAAGGCUUUUAAAUUUAAACAUCAUUUAAAAGAACAUGUUCGUAUACAUAGUGGUGAAAAGCCUUAUGAAUGUUCAAAGUGCAAAAGGAGAUUUUCCCACUCAGGAUCAUAUAGUUCCCACCUUAAUAACAGAAAGUGUAUUCCAAUCGACAGCUUGUCACACAGAAGAAUCAAUAAAGAUGAAACACAAAAGGGUCAAAAUAGCUCACAAGGUCCAUAUGACCCUAAAAAUAAAAAAUGGCUUAUUUACAGUCCAGUUUCGGGAUCCUUCACUCAGUCACAGUUGGCGUAUCUUGCCCAUGACAUAGAUAGUCUUUAUAAAUCAGAUGAAAGGUUUUCUAUUGAUACAAGACUGUGUACAUUGAAUACAAAUUUGGAGCAGGCUCCAGACUCUUUGGAUCCCACUAGUGGCUGGUGGAACAGUUUACAACACAUUCAGGUGGAUGCUAAUGGAAGAUCGGGAGGAGAUCAGGUUAUAGAAUUUAGUUCUCCAUAUCCAAUCUGCCUACAGAGACCUAUAAUGCAGACAAGUGACAGUCAAGGUGCUGUAUACUCAACAGAAGCAUUGUUGUUCCGGCAUCGGAGCCAAAGUUCGAUGACGAGGAACAAUACUAUUUUGUCAGCUUUACACCAAAGACAACUGCAUAAUGACAACUCAGUGGGGACAACGGCCAGUGCUUUAAUAUGGUGCCCUGAUGCUUCACCCAGAAAAUGCUUUAAAGAAACAUUUCCAAGUAAUCGUAAUUCAGAAACAAAACAAGACAAUGAUAUGGGUAUAUCUUCAUUACCAAAUUUGUCAGAAAGUCUAGAAAUAGUAAAAUGCCCUGGAAUGCCUGGGUCCUGUCCUUCAAAUGAACUCUGUGGCUGUGAGAUGCGGAUGCUGCCAAGUUGCAACCAAUUUGUUUUCUCUCCUUUCCAAAGAGAUGUCCAAAUUGAGCCUCUGGAUCUGUCAGUGCCAAAACAAAGCAAAACUACAACAGUUUUUGACAUUGAACCUCUCAGAGAUGAACACAACAAAUUUAACCAGCAACAUUCCAUUUCAGUUCUGAGGUACGAUGAGCUACAAGCUAAGGCACUGAAUAUGCCGUAUUUUCUACCUAGUGUACCACACAGUGUCUUCGAGAGUCACCAUCCCUUACCUUAUAUGAGCCAUAAUUUCCAUGGCCUAUACCUGUACCCUCUUGUAAACUAUAUGAAUGGAAACAAAGUUCCUGAGAUGCCAAUGAUGAAAAAAGACUUCAUGUCAGUGGUAAGUAGUCUGCAUUUUUUUUAUGAUGAAGAAAAGUCUAACUAAAUAACUAAAGAUGUUUUGGUCAAUCAUAGCAAAAGAAAGUCAUAAAACAGUAUAUGCGGAUCACUGGUUUGUGAACUCCCAUGAAUAUAACCUGUGGACUGUGUAUGAACAAUGUGGCCUAAAAUUUGAGUUGUGUGCUAAAA
This is a messenger RNA of Spea bombifrons (plains spadefoot toad), 1882 nucleotides long. RefSeq lists its product as uncharacterized. The record is from RefSeq and is a predicted model, not a curated record. Gene Ontology annotation, cellular component: nucleus. Gene Ontology annotation, biological process: central nervous system development; regulation of transcription by RNA polymerase II. Lineage: Eukaryota; Metazoa; Chordata; Amphibia; Anura; Pelobatidae. Gene Ontology annotation, molecular function: RNA polymerase II cis-regulatory region sequence-specific DNA binding; DNA-binding transcription factor activity, RNA polymerase II-specific. The coding region runs from base 69 to 1739 and encodes 556 amino acids. The transcript has 5 exons.